Messenger RNA from Aureobasidium uvarum, 1776 nucleotides. The record is from the annotation of a GenBank genome assembly. NCBI's taxonomy places the organism in Eukaryota, Fungi, Ascomycota, Dothideomycetes, Dothideales, Saccotheciaceae.
CUAAACAGCUGCUGGUCACUGGGCUUGUUAGCAUUUGCCUUCUUGCUGACACAAGUCGAGUGUACUCAAGAUGUUUCCAGCAGUUCUUGGGAGUCAACAGCAUACGAGUGGGGUCUUCUAGGGCGAUAUCCUCAGCAAUCUUUCAAGUCAUCGCCUUUGCAGCCGCCACAGAUGAACACUGUUCGGUGGGAUGAACGAUGUGCCCAAGGAUAUACUUUACUGAGUCUUCGCGGAACUAUGGUGUCUAGCCCUGCUGGGAUCAUGCUGGAUGGCAAUGGAGAUUUGAUAUGGAUGGAUUCAAAGUUUGGUCCAUAUGUGAUGAACUUGAAGGUACAAGAGUAUAAAGGCGAAAGAUACAUCACUUUCUGGUCUGGAGAUAUUGGUCCUGGCUUUGGGCUAGGGACAUAUUAUAUGCUUGAUUCCCAUUACCAGGUCUUCAAGCAGUUCUCUGCGUCAAACACAUUGGGGAACGACUUCCAUGAAUACACCAUUACAUCCGACGAUACUGCCCUACUAACGAGUUACGACACAAUCUCUACGGAUCUAUCUUCUCUAGGAGUGCAGGGCCGAGGCUGGAUAUAUGACAGUCUNUUUCGAGAGAUCGAUAUUGAGACUGGUGAGAUCCUCUUCGAAUGGCGUGCAUCGAACCAUUUCGCUAUCAACGACACUUUCUAUCCAAUAGGCUCUGCGGGUCAGAGUCCCGAGGCACCAUUUGAUUUCUUCCACAUCAACAGUGUGGAUAAAGAUAGGGAUAGUAACUACAUCAUCUCGUCUCGCUUCAUGCAUAGCAUUGUCUGUAUCUCGGCCAGCACAAAAAAUAUCUUGUGGACCUUGGGUGGCCGUAACAACGAUUUCACAGAUCUAUCAGAAGGGAGUGCGACGGAUUUUGCCUGGCAACACCAUGUUUCCGUGCAAGCAGACAACCAACUCAGUAUCUUCGAUAAUGCCAACUACAAGAAAUGGCACGAGGAACUUCUAGGAGGCGGUAGCGAGAUAAGCCGUGGAAUGCUAGUUCACCUGGACACAGAAAACAUGACCAUUGAACUUGUUCAGGAGUUUAUGAAUCCUGGCUCCCGCGGCACCCCUCAACAAGGGUCUAUGCAAGUCCUGGAUUCUGGGAACGUACUGCUUGGCUGGGGCUACCAUGCAGGAUAUACUGAAUAUGCUCCUGAUGGCCAAGUACUCUGCGACACGCACAUCAACCCCGCCAUGCUGUUCCCAUUCGGCUUCGUACACGCCUAUCGCGCAUUCAGAGCGAGCACCUGGAUUGGACGCCCCAAUACGCAACCAGAUGUAUGUGUCGACCCUGCAGACGGACACGCAUUUGUGAGUUGGAUGGGAGCAACCGAAGUAAGCGACUGGAUUCUACAGACGGCUAGCGAGUCGACAUCUGGCGAUGAUUUGACAUUCGUCGAUGCUGUCAAAGCAAACAAGAAUGGUUUCGAGACAGAGAUUGAAGUACCCAGUGGCGAGUAUAGAUACUUGCGUAUCGUAGCGGUCGAUAAAAUCGGCACUGUACUGGCCAGCUCCAAGAUCAUUACCGCGAGCAAAGACACUGUCUCAAACCAGAGAAACUGGAAGUUUACGAUGGGCACCAUAAUGCUCUGGAUAAUGUGUUUUGUGGCAGGGAUGUCGUACCAGAAGAGACUGAAAUCGUUAGUACGGAAGGCACAGCAGCAUGUAGAACUCCAGUCUUGGUUGCAGCUAUGGCGCAAGAGCAGAAGGUCCAGCACUGCUAAGGACGGAGAAGAGGAAGAGAGGCUGUAUGGUGAUUGA